Messenger RNA from Sceloporus undulatus (fence lizard), 1850 nucleotides. It is a transcript of the gene ANKRD16, whose product is annotated as ankyrin repeat domain 16. Bases 221 to 1333 code for a protein of 370 amino acids. Gene Ontology annotation, molecular function: protein binding. The transcript is spliced from 8 exons. The record is from RefSeq and is a predicted model, not a curated record. Lineage: Eukaryota; Metazoa; Chordata; Lepidosauria; Squamata; Phrynosomatidae.
GGCGACACUGAAGAGGGGAGGCGCGAAAGGUUGCCCGGAGUUUGGUGACGUAUUUCCUCCCCGAGAUUUGUGUUUCCCUUAAAGGAGCCCUCGCUUCCGGAAGUCCGCCAAAUGUUCGGAGAGCGGGCAUAGACUUCUAUGGGCUCCUUUCAAACUCUGGAUUUCGAGGCUGCCUGCCUCCACCGCAAGCACUACAGAGAUCCUUUGACCGGUGUUAGUGAUGGCUGAAGGAGAACUCCAGAAACCUCUUCCCAGGUUAGUUCAAGAAGGAAAGCUCGCCCUUCUCCAAGAAGAGAUGAAGAACGUGGAGGAUCUGAUCAAGGACGUGAAGAGGAAGCACUUUGGCAGGUCAGGGGACACUUUGCUCCACUAUGCAGCCCGGAACGGCCACCUGAGUGUCCUCCGCUACUUAGUCGAGGUCUUGGAAAUGGACCUGGAGCUGUUCAAUAAUGAUUACAAGCGUCCUCUCCACGAAGCGGCUUCCAUGGGUCACCAGGACUGUCUCUUAUAUCUGCUGGACCGAGGGGCGGCUGUCGAUUGCUUGAAAAAAUCAGACUGGACUCCCCUAAUGAUGGCUUGUACAAGGAGGAAGCUGGAGGUCAUUCAAGACCUUGUCCAGCAUGGCGCAAACCCAUUACUGAAGAACAAAGAUGGCUGGAACUGUUUCCACAUAGCUUGCCGAGAGGGGGAUCCUGGAGUGAUCCAGUACUUGCUUGACGUCUCUCCUAACAUCUGGGUCACAGAAAGCAAGAUCAAAAGGACUCCUCUGCACACAGCAGCGAUGCACGGAUGCCUGGAGGUUGUGCAAGUGCUGCUUGAAAGGUGCCACUAUGAACCAGACAGUGCUGACAAAUGUGGAGUCACUCCCUUUAUGGAUGCCAUACAAAAUGGGCACCUUGAUAUUGCCCAGCUGCUUCUAGAUAAGCAUAAGGCUGAUCAGAGCACCACAGAUGCACUUGGGACUCAACCACUGCACCAGGCGGCAGUCACAGCACAGGACGAUGCCCUUCGGUUUCUCGUUUCUGAUCUCAGUGUCGAUGUCAAUGCAAGAGCCACCUCCCUGCAGCUCACUGCACUUCAUUAUGCUGCCAAGGAAGGACAUGCAGGCACAGUCAAGACCCUUCUCUUCCUCGGAGCUGAUGUGAACGCAAAGGAUGGGAAAAAUCGAACAGCCCUGCAUAUGGCAUGCGCUGGGCAGCAUGCAACAUGUGUGCAAAUCCUCCUGCAGGCGGGCUUGCAAGAUUCACCAGACAUCACUGGAACACACGCACGGCAGCUUGUGAGGAAGUCCAGCCUCCUUCAGCUUUUCAAGGAAGCAGACAUUAGUGUGUGAAACCUGAUUUUCUGGCAAAGAGAACGGGAUCUUUUCUCUCUAGUGUCCCACCAGUUUUAGUUCAUUUAGUUCAAUGCCAAUUUUUGAGUCUUCUAAGAAGACCCCCGUUCCUGUGAUGGUAGUGGGACUAAGAGAAAGGCCUCAUAAGGAAUGCUGGGAAUUGCAUUUCAGCAACAUCUGGAGGGCCUUGUGAUUCCCUGCCUCACCUUUACUGAAUCAGUCAGCAGGCCAGUUUCAAAAAUUCCUUGUAUGAGAGCUGGAGUGCUGCAGCAGCACUUCAUCUGAGGACUGUGACCAGAUCUUGGAACCAUUACUUUUUUGGGUCUGCAGCUCCCAGAAUCUCCCAUCGCCCAUGCUGGCUCAAGGAUUCUGGAAGUUGUAGUCCAACCAAGUUACUUUUCCCAACUCCAGCAGCUCUGAGUGGGAAUGAGCAGAACUAGGCCCUAGCAUAAUUUUUUCUUGAAGAGAAGAUGGGAGAACAGAAUUUGAAAUGUAAUGAAUACAAAUAAAUGACCUA